ACGAGGAUAUACAACUCGACAAUCUUCUUGUAUUAAUUUAGUAUCCUUACAGACGUAUAUAUAGCAUAGCUGUUUGGGGCAAGAAUACUCAAAGGAGUUCCAAUUUCCAUAUUGUUUCUUGUUAAUUAAUUAUUUGAUAUUCUAUACUAUAAGAGCCAUGGCAAGAAAGAAGGUGAAGCUUGCGUACAUCACUAGUGAUUCUGCAAGAAAAGCGACAUUUAAGAAAAGGAAGAGGGGUCUGAUGAAAAAGGUGAAUGAGCUUAGCACUCUGUGUGGGAUUGAAGCCUGUGCUAUUAUUUAUAGCCCUUAUGAUUCUGAGCCCGAAGUUUGGCCUUCUCCUUUGGGAGUGCAACGUGUGCUCGCGCGGUUCAAGGAGAUGCCUGAAUUGGAGCAGAGCAAGAAGAUGGUGAACCAAGAGAGUUUCCUCAGGCAAAGGAUUGCCAAAGCCAACGAGCAGUUGAAGAAACAGCGCAAGGACAACCGGGAGAAGGAGAUGACACAAGUCAUGUUCCAGAGCCUGACUGGAAAAGGGCUGCAGAAUUUGAGCAUGAUGGAUUUGAAUGAUCUCGGGUGGUUGAUCGACCAAAACUUGAAGGACAUUUACAUGAGGAUUGAUCAGAAACUCGACAAAGAGGCUCAAAACCAAAUACAACAAGGUCAUGGAAUGCCGAGGAGUACUGUAGAGAAUGUGCAGCCUGAUCAUCGGAGGUCGGCUCUUGAGAUGAAUAUGGAAACCUUGCAGAGGCAGCAUUGGUUCAUGGAUUUGAUGAACCCACAAGAGCACUUGGGGUUUGGUGGGGAUGAGCUGAUGCUGCCUUUUGCGGAUAACAACCACAAUGCUCUUUGGUCCACUGCCUUCUUUCCUUGAAAAC
Messenger RNA from Alnus glutinosa, 872 nucleotides. RefSeq names its product agamous-like MADS-box protein AGL80. NCBI's taxonomy places the organism in Eukaryota, Viridiplantae, Streptophyta, Magnoliopsida, Fagales, Betulaceae. The record is from RefSeq and is a predicted model, not a curated record. Gene Ontology annotation, molecular function: protein dimerization activity; RNA polymerase II cis-regulatory region sequence-specific DNA binding; DNA-binding transcription factor activity, RNA polymerase II-specific. Gene Ontology annotation, biological process: positive regulation of transcription by RNA polymerase II. Bases 158 to 868 code for a protein of 236 amino acids. The transcript has a single exon.